Thecamonas trahens ATCC 50062 is the source of this 9878-nucleotide messenger RNA. RefSeq lists its product as uncharacterized. Gene Ontology annotation, biological process: cellular response to calcium ion. Bases 1 to 9849 code for a protein of 3282 amino acids. The record is from RefSeq and is a predicted model, not a curated record. Gene Ontology annotation, molecular function: calcium-dependent phospholipid binding. The transcript is spliced from 4 exons. NCBI's taxonomy places the organism in Eukaryota, Apusomonadida, Apusomonadidae. Gene Ontology annotation, cellular component: plasma membrane.
AUGGCCAGCAAGACGCGACAGACGACGUAUGAGGGAUGGGUGGAGAAGAAGCCAGCGACCAAGCGCGGACGGUGGAAGAAGCGGUACCUGACGGUGGACGGAAGCCUUCUGUCCAUCUUUGCCUCGCAGGAGGAGGCCGACAAGACGGGCGGCGUGGCGCGGACGGUUCUCCCUCUUGCACACCUCGUCAUUGAUCCGCAUGCACAUUCUCGCUUUCCGAAAAAAAUCGAAGCCAAAGAUGCUGCUCGUACCUUUGCUCUCCUUCCUACGGGCGAGAGCUCAGAGUCGCCUCGUCUCUUUCGCGCUGCAAACGCUGCGGAUGCUCAGAAGUGGGCCGAAGCGCUCGGCUUUGCUUGGCCUUCGGACGAGCUUGGUCUUGGCCUCGCGCAGGACGAUGUCUAUGGCUUGAGGCUCACUCUUGCUGCGUACGGCUUGCCCAAGAUGGAUUCGGGCUUUCGCGCAAAGUCGGAUCCGUACAUCGAGAUCAUGCCCGGGGCGAGGGCCCAGACUGGCAUCCCUGCCUCCCCGGCGGAGCUGGUGGCACGGACCGAGGUCCAUCUGCAGACGCUCUCGUGCCAAUUUGCCCCGCUCGAGCUGGCCAAAGCUGCCAUCGGCUCGUCGGGCAUGGUCACGCUCGCCGUCUUUGACUGGGACGACGAGCCGCCGAUGGACUUUAUCGGCCAGGCUGUUGUCGAGCUCGACUCGCUCGCCCGCGUUGGCGCCCACUUUGCUCUUUCCCGCGACGGCGUCCUCCUUCCCAAGGCCUCGCUCAAGGUGGUUGCCGCCGAGCUCAUUUCUUCGCCGCUUCCGCCCCCGCUCUCGCAGCCUCCAGUUGCGCUUGUUCUUGACCUCACCGGCGAGAAGCUCGCCAAUCGCGAUGGCAUCGGGGCAAGUCGGACCCUCAUCUUUACCUCGGAAGUUGUGCCCAACUCAUCGAGUCCGCACUUUGCGCCCGCUAUUUGGACCGAUCGUAAGGUUGUGGUCAGCGUCUACGACGCCGACGACGAUGGCUCUGUUGAUCUCAUUGGCUCGACCACCACCAGCCUCGGCCAGCUUGCCUUUCCGACCCGCCUCAGCCUCCGGCUGAAUCCACGGAGCAAGCCGGACGGUUUCCUUGUGGUCCGUGGCGCACAGCGGGUCAGUGACCUUGGUCAGCUGCCGUCGCCUCCACCGAUUGCCGCGCAGUGGGCGCUCGGCAUGGGCGCGCCGCCGGCGGCUGUCUCGUUUGGCCUCACCGCGCGGCUCAAGACCAAGCGGACUGUCUUCUUCCAGCUCUCAAUCAACGAUCCCGGCCUCGCGCUGCCAACUUUCUUCCGCUCGCCACAGGAGAGCGGGAAGGAGGUCACUUUUGGCGGGGCGCGGGUGUGGCUUCCACCGGGCAUCAGCCCAACGACCUCGUUGCUGUUGGAUGUGUACGAGGCCAAGGCCAACGGGUGCCACAAGCUGCUCGGUGUUGUCGCGGUCACCGUUGCCCAGCUCGAAUCGCCGCACGCAUCGCUCCGGCUGCUCAGCCCGGGUACGGGCAAGUUCUACGGCGCGCUCAGUGUGAUGGGCCUCGACUGGGAGCAACUCCCACAACGAGCAAGUGCGGUGGAUGAGGCUGACGGAGCUGGGCCAAGCGGAGGCGCCUCAGCUCCGCUCGCCUACCGACUGGCGGUGCGCGGCGCCAAGCUGGCGCGUAUGGAUGGACCGAUGGGCAAGUCGGACCCGUUCUUCGAGGUCAUCAAGCUGAGUCCGGAGCUUGCCCGCCGCAAAGGACCGUCCGAUCUCCACUCGGGCUCAGCUGCGAGCGGCGGCAUCAUUCUCUACCGCUCGGAGACGGUGGCCAAGAGCCUCUCGCCGCAGUGGCGGCCGUUUGUUCUCAACAUGGCUGACGUCGGCGAGCUAACGACUCCGCUCGAGAUUGUGGUCUUUGACUCGGACAAGGACGGGACGCACGACUCGCUCGGUGCCUACCGCACCACCCUCAGCGAACUGCUCCUCAGCGUCCCAUUCGAGUAUCCGCUCCACGAUGCCAACGUCGAGCCGGCCUACGGCGUUGUCGCCUACCCGACCGCCAAAUCGCGCGGCGCCUUUGUUGUCGAUGCCAUUCAGCCAUGCGAGCCCGCGACCGCUGCAAAUGACAUCUCCGGUGUCCGAGUCCUGUGGGCCCUUGGCCGCCGCGAUCCGGCCUCAGGCUCGCCGGGCCUUCUACUGUACGUCUCCGAGCCCGCGGGGCCCAAGACCAAGGCCCCGCAGUGGGCGCCGUUUGUGCUUCCGGCUGCUGCGGUCGGCGGCGCUGACGCCGAGUUUGAGAUCCGCAUCUAUGACCGUGGCGUCAAGGCCGCGCCGCACACGCCGCUUGGCGCGCUCCGCUGCACUCUCUCCGACUGGCUCAAGGGCUCGUUCCUCCGCCCCAUCAAGCUCCCUUGUCAUGGCGCCGACGAGUCGUCCGGCUCGUGGGCGGUUGCCUCGAUGGAGACGCUGCUCACUCCGGGCGAGCUUGCCGAUGUCGGCGACGUGGCGGUUGCUGGUGAGCAGUGGGCUAACGCAGUGCCUGCUGGCUCGGACCUUGUUCUUGAUCUCAAGCUCCGCGACUUGGCGCGGGUUGGCUCGAACAGCAACGCGGACCCAUUCCUCGAGAUUGCGGUCGGCUCGGCUACGGUCGCCCGGACACCUCCGGUCACUGGCGUCCGCUCCGCGCACUUCCCAGGCCUUGUUGUUCCAGGAGCGGCGCUGGAGGCUGCCCCAGCAGCAGACAUCGUCGUCCGGGUCUGGGACUUUGAGCCCGAUGGGAAGCACAAUCUGAUGGGCACCGUUGCACUGAGUCGGACACAAAUUGUCCAGUCGUGGACUGAGGUGCCCAUCAAGGCGGCUGGUGAUGACGCCUCGCUUGGCAAGCUUGUUGUUGUCUCGGCCAGCGGUGCGGCUGCGGAGAAUCGCACCGGAGCCGAGAGUCAGAUGGCGACGCUUGUGCCGACUCUUCUGAUUGCCGGUCCUCGUCGUGGAGUGGCCGACAUGGCUGUGGUCUACGAGGUCAUCGACACUUGCCGUGCGCCAGUGACGCUCUUUGUCAGCGAACCAGUGAGCGUGGGCCCCGUCGCCCAGCGGGCGUUCAAGUCGGAUCCCAAACACGAGGCCGUGCUCCCACGGGUGCAGCUGGACACGAGAGCUAUCCGCAAAGGCAAGCCUGUCACACUCGCAAUCCGGCUUAGAGGCAUUCUCGGCGGCGGCGGUGGCGUUGUCGAUCUCGGGAGUCUCCAUGGGACCAUGGCCGACUGGGCUUUGGGUCCGAGCCGCUGGCCGGUGGUGGAGAGCGAGGCUGGAUGGAGCGUCACGCUUGCGAUGACGACAGUGCCGGAAGACGAGAGUGCCCCGAUUGGGUCGGCAAACUGGGUGCUGCCGACGACCGGCAUGGUCCGUAUCGCGGUCUCUGUUCUCUCGUCGGGCGACGUGGGCGAGGACGCGCUUGUUUUCCUUAACGUCGCCAACCGAGCCGGUCAGUUGCUUGCCCGAUCGACGCCGGUUUGUGCUGGGAGCGAGCCUGCCCUCAUCUGGCUUGGUGCUUCGACGCGCAACUCGGAGCGUGUUCGAGUCUCGAUCCGCAGCGCGUCCUCGCCCGCUAGCGGUAGCUUCCCGGCCGUCCACUCGGAGGACUGGGCGGUGGCACUGUGCGAGCUGGUUGAUCCGAGCGCCCGCAGAGCUGCUCGGUACCACCUGAUUGCCCCAGGAGUUGGUGUUGCGGCCCGGGUUGUGGAUACUGCCACGAACGAGAGCGUGGAUGCUAGCGCGCGUGGUGGCGUCGCAGCCCAGCUGGCUGCUGUUGCUGGUGAUGCGGCUGCCGCCGGGCGCCCGGUGGCGAUCAAGGUGGGCUGGGCCCAGGCGCACGCAUCGGCUGGGCCCGGCUCCCGGAUAUGGUUUACUGCCAUGGUUGAUGACGUUCUCGCUGCGCACAGUUGGCCGGUGACAGUUGAUGCGACCGGGCGUGGCGUGUGGGAGAGUGCCGAGAUGCUGCUGGCCCCGGUGGCGGUCGACGACGAGACCAGCGUUUCUGUCCAGGUGUGGGAAGAGGCGGAGCUUGUUGGCUGCGGACGAACAACGCUGGGCGAGUUGGCAAUGGCGCCGUGGGCGACAGUUGCUCUGAUCACCGGGGCUUUGUGGGCAAACGCAUCGAGCACGCUCUGCUUUGCCGGUGCCGAUACCGCCGGAGCGGUCUCGCUCGCACUGGUGGUCGCGAGUGAGGCCAGCGUCCAGGCUACCCAUCGUGAGCUGCUUGACGCGGUCCGACUCGGAAUCCGGGUCAGCAGGCUCUCGCUUGGCAAACGCGGGCGUGCGUUCCUGGAAGUCUCGGCCAGGCGAUCGCUGGUGUACAGGAGCGAGGUGGUCGAGGUCCGUCGCGGCGGUUGUGACUUUGCGCCACUUACGCUCCGCGCGCCAGCAAGCCACUGCGAGCUCGAGGUGGCGAUAUGGAGGUUUGAACCAUCUGGGGCUCACGAGACGGUUGCCAAAGUGCAGACUACGGUCCGCGAAGUGCGCGAGAUCGGGACGGCACCGAUGUGCUUUGUGGCUGCGGGUGUAGUGCUUGAGGUGGUCGAGGUGUCGCCUGCCGACGUGAGCGAGGCAGUUAGCCGACCGGUAGCGGUGACACUCACGCCGUCGGCGUACAAGCUGGCCAACCUCGACGGGAUGCGCGGCAAGUCUGACCCGUUCUUCACGAUCAAGUGCGGGCCAAACUUGGUGCACCGGUCGCGGGUGGUGAAGAACAACCUGAGUCCAAGCUGGGCGCCGUUUGUGGUCGACCUGGGCGAGGUGAGCGGGCGCGAUCUCCAGGUGGUUGUCUACGACGCUGACGGCGAUGGUGAUCACGACGAGAUCGGUGGAUGGCUGGUGAGCGAGGCAUCACUCUGCGCGGGAAGCUGGGUCUCUGGCUCUCUCACUUGCAGCGACCGGCGCGGGCCGCAGGGCCGGAUGCAGUUUGAGGUGUCCAAGUACGACAGCGUGGCCGCCGCCGAGGCUGCGGCAGCGGAGUCUGGCGGCGGAGUGGCGGUGCCGGCAGAGAGCCUCGGGAUCGAGGUCGAGAUUGGCGGCAACAAGCUCAAUACCAGCGGCACGUUUGUGGUCAUCGAGAACGCGUCCGGACUAGUGGUGGCGAGGUCUGAGGUUGUCAGCAAGACCAAGGGCGCGAGCUACGGGACGUUCCGGAUCGAGGCCGAGGCGCUGGGCGGGAGCGUGGCGGACGGCAUGCUGAAUGUGGCGAUGUACAGUGCGGACAAGCGCGGCGACCAUGAGCUGCUGGGACGUGUGGGUGCGAGCGUGCGCGAGCUGCAGUACGCACCGCUGACCAAGGCGAUCAAGGUUUAUGAUCGCAACGAGUCUGCGGGCGCGAUGGUGUUUGUGGCGAUGCGGCCUGUGCUGGAGCCGAGAGACGAGGGCGGAGCAUCGGGCGGCCUGAGCGUGGUGCGGCUCUCAUGCGUUUCGCUCGACAACCUUGACUCUGCUUUGGGCAAGUCUGAUCCAUUUGCUGAAGUAUGGGCUGGCGACGAGCUGCUGCAUGUCACGCCGGUGGUGAUGAACCAGCUCUCGCCGAAGUGGCCGCCGUUUGCGCUGGAGAGUGUACCGCCAACGCUCAAGGUGGUUGUCUACGACUUUGAUAACGACGGAAAGCACGACAAGAUUGGCGAGGCCGAGGUCAAGGUGACCGAUGUCUGUGCCGGCCCGUGGUAUCUGACUGCCCUCAGGCGUGCACAGGUGCAGGCUGGUAGUACCGGUGGCCUGUGUGUUAGUAUCGAGCACAACGCCGGCGCAGGGUGUCCCGAGCCCAAGAUUCGGGCAUCAGAUGUGCUGGUGCGCGCGGCAAGCGGCGAGGCGAUCGGCAUUGCGCUAACGCUUGCCGCGUACAAGCCGAGCUCGAGCUCGAGCGCGUGCGACGGCGUGGGUGUGUGGCGUGCGAUAGCGGACGGCAAGUGCGUGGCAACGAGCACGAGCGAUGUGCUCGUGGUGCCUGUGGCGAGCCUCAAACGCUCGCUGACGUUUACGCUUGAGCGGGCGGUGGUGAGCCGGCUGGCUGGCCUCAAGAAGCUUGGUAUUGGGACGGUGUCGAUGCCACACGCGCUGCUGGAGCGGUGCCGGGUUACGAUGAGUGGAGGAUGGGCCAGGAGCGUCGACGUGUGGACCGAUGGCAGCGUAGGCGUGACCGAAGUGGAGCUGCCGGCGCUGCAGGAUCCGCUCGCACCGCGGGCGGAUGCGGUGACACUCAGUGUGGUGUUUGAGGCACAGGAGCCCUCCGAGGUUGACCGGUUCUGGAUGGAGGUUCGGAGCGAGACGUGCGGGGUUGUGUGGUGGACUAAUGCUGCGGCAUCGGGCGAGGCUUGGGCGCCGAUGACGGUGCCGGCCGGCGAGAUCAGCGUCCGGGUGGGGCGGGCCGAGUCGAGCCCAACCGGGCUUCGAUGCGGGCAGUGGAGCGUUGUAGUCAAGACUCGAGUGCCAGACGAGGUGGCGUUCCUCCCGUGGGGGGUUGAGGUCCCGGGAUGGGGCGGGCUGCACGUAGUGGCGAGCUCGGCUGUCGCCGAGCUGCCGUUCCCGCUGCCGCGGCAGGCGAUGCCGGCGACGGCGCGAGAGGCGGAUGCGACCGGAGGAUACCCGGGCAUUUACCUGGCACGAGUGCGAGGAGCCGUUGUUGGCGGGCGGUACAAGCUAGUGUCGGGACUCGGAACCGAGACGGUGGUGGCGUCUGCGAUGGCGGUUGUGGAUGCGCUUGGAGAGGGCGGUGAAUGUGAGCUUGUGUUCCGCGAUCUUGUGCUACCGGCGGCGACGGAUCUUGCGAGCGAAAACCGACUGAUGAUGGUGGCGUGCGAUGCCGACGGAUGCCUGGCGGUGCAACACUCGUGCCAUUUUGACGUGGUGCCCGAUCUGUGCCUGGCACCGAAUCGGAGCGAGCUGUACUGGUGGAGCGGCUUUGGCAAGUUGUCGGGUGUGCUGGCGAUGCAGGAGCUGAGGUACGAUGCGGAGGUCGCAGGUUCAGGUGAGCCGAGUCCGGCGCUAUCGCUGUGGAUCGAGGGCACGGUGGGUACACCUGGUGGGUAUAUGGAGCUCGGGGUGCCCGGAGUGAGAGGUGCGGUGUACCGAUCGCGGAGAGCCGGGAGCGAUUACCGGGUGUCUGGGCACGCGGCCCGUGUUGCGGCGUCUGGAUGGACGGGCAUGGAACUGCGGGUGUACGGACCAGACGGCGUGAUGAUGGACUCGACGCGUGUGACACCGGCGCUGUUUGCGGCGGCGGCGCCUGGGCUCCGGCACGUAGCAGAAAUGCGUGGCGGUAGCAUACAGAUGACACUGGUGAGUGGCGAGGCUGGCGAGACCGGCGACGACGACGGUGUGCGCCCGGCGUGGGACGAGGGGUAUGUGCUCUCUGUCACUGCGGGCGGGAUCGGUGUCAAGGAUGGAACACGGCUGAAGGCUGUUGUGCUCGAUGCGGGGCAGCGAGAUGUGCUCGGGGUCGGCAUGAGCACGGGGGUGGUGUCGGGCCAGGCCGAGUGGCGGGCACUGUGUGUGAGCGCGGCGCCCGGGUCGCAGGUCUUUGUCCGGAUCGUUGCGAUCACGCCAUCGUGGGAGAUGAGGACUGUGCUGGACGGAGAGCUUGACGUUGCUGACGCAACGCUGACAUGGGACUACGCGUGGCGCGGCAGUAGGAAGCGAAAUGGGUACCUGACGAUUCAUCGCGCUGUGGCCGGCCCGGCAGACGGCGGGCGCGAGAGCGGCGAGGGAGUGAUCAUUCCGUUGGCACGGGUGCAUGGGCUGAAGAGUUCGGGCGACAAGUCUGUGAUGUUUCGGACAGAUCAGUGGCACUCGGCUGUGUUUGCCGGCGGUGCAGAGGUGUACGAGCUGCAGCAGGUGGUGGCAUCGACAGGUGUUGAGCUUGAAGCGGUUGAGGUGGACAGGAACGGCACGCAGCAAGUGGUGGGCCGUGUGACGCUCGACGUGUCUGCGAUCGGAUUCCCGCAGAGCCGUGGUGGAGUGGUGAUGACGGAUGACGGGAGCAACGUGGUGGGCAUGAUGGCGAUCGCGACUGAGCCGCCAAUGGCGUUUGUGAGCGUGAGCGAGGCUGUCGCCGCCGCUGCUGCUGCGCUACCAUGGCGCAGCGAUGCCGACGGCGGUGCGGUGGUGGUCAGCCUUGGCUGCAGCAAUCUACCGUCGCACGACAGCCUCUCUGCGAGUGAUCCGUUCUUGGUUGUACGUGGCGUGUGCGGAGUGGUGCAUGUGAGCGGUAUGCAGAAGAACGCGAGCAACGCCGAGUUUAGCGAGUUGCGCAUCCCGCUGGCGGCGCUGCCUGUUGUGGUCGAGGUGUGGGACUGGGAUAGCAACGGCGACCACGAUCUGGUGGGCCGGGUGGCGUGGACAAACCAAGUGCUCGGGCUCGGCGGAGUUGGUCCGCCGCUCCGACUUGAGCGCGCGGCGCAUGGGACGAUGCGGGUGACACGGCUGGUGUUUGAUCCGGAGCCGAUGGGCGAGCAGUCGGAGACUGUGACAGUGUUUGUGCGCGAGGCCGGAGCGCGCCCAAGCGGGUUUGUGCAGCUGAGCAUGGACGGUGAGGUCUGGUGUCGGACGCUGGGCAGCGCGAUAUCUGUGCGCGAGGGUGUGGGAGUAACGCUUCCGGCUGCAAGCGCAAGUACAAGCAGCGUGCGGAUCGAGGUGCUCGACGGCAAGGAUCGGAGCAGACGCGGGGCGAUGGAGGUGCCGCUGGGCACGAUCCUGGCGCGUGCACGCGGCGAGGCGCACCGGUACGGCCUGCGGCGCGACAGCGGACAAAUGGUUGGGGCCGACGUGUGGUGGACGGACGACGCGCGCGACGGAUGCAUGCCGCUGGACGAGCGGGUGUGCGAUGAGCGCUGGCUCUCUUCUACGGUGCUGCGGUGCACGACGCGCGGUGAGUGGGCCAAUGCGGCGAGCGUGGAGGUGUGGACAGAGGACGGCAAAGCACUGGCGCGGAGCUUUGGCAGCAAUGCCAAGUGGGUGGCGACUUUGGCGUGCGACGCGGCGCUGACUGUGGUUGUGGGCGGGGCGCGGAACCGGGUGACGAUGGCCAACUUGCUUGCUGGCGGCGGAGUGGCCUCGGGCGGGGUGGUGCAGAUUGUGUCGCUGAGCGAGGUUGUGGCGGGUGCGGCGACGGAGAUGUCGAACGGAUGCGGAGUGUGUCUGUCUGCGACGCUCGAAGGCGCCGCGGUGGUCAAGGGCGCGGCUGCGCUGCAGCCUGUGGUGAUGCGGGUAGAUGGGCGGGUGGUGUAUGAGAGCGCGCCCGGAGCGGUCAAGAUGAGCGAAAUGGAGGUUGUGGUGGGGAAGCAAGCGCUCGACCGCGGUGUGGAGGUUUGCUACGGCGAGGCGAGCUUUGACACGACGCUGCGGAUGAUGGCUGUGGCCAGCGGAGGGAGCGGGGCACGGUUCAGCUUUGGCGAAAGCGGAGCGUCACUGGUAAUGAGCAGCUGUGUGGUGAUGGAGGGCGAGGUGCGCGGAAGUAUCAUGAGUGUGGCGGUCCGGCGGCUGACGAUGAGCGGGAUGCCGACAGAGGCGAUCUCUGUGGUUCUCCGGGCGCUGGUGAACGGUGCUGAGAUCGGGCGAAGCGGCGAGCUGGACAACAACGGAAGCAGCAGCGAGCUUGCGAUUGCGCACGGAUUUGAAGUGGGAGACAUCGAGCUUGUGGUGUCGCUUGCAGACGAUGAGGCGCGCGAAGUCGGCCGGGCGCAUGUCGGACUGCAGGCUGUGGCAGCGCAGCGGCGUGCGAUCGAGGCAAGCGUGGUUGAUGGGACCAAGGUCGGCGUUGUGACCGGAUACGUGGGAUCCGGAGUGGUGGUGGUGGAUGAGUGGCGGUGGGUUUGGUAGGUAAACAAUACACGCUAUCUGCUACAGGA